GUACGCAGGUGCAGUAGAGCAGGCAUAAGAGGACACGCCUAUAAAACUCUGCCAUUCAACUGUGAAGAGGACCAAAGAGGUGGAGCUGGAGCUCAACACUUAGCUGGAUGUGCUGGAAGCUGUUUUACAUCCAUACAGGUUGUGGACUCGUAGAAAAUGUUUGGCCCUUUCAGCAAACGUCUUCAGGACUAUCUGGCUGAGCGAAAGCGUCGCCGGGCCAGGCUGGUGACCAAAGACGGCCACUGCAACAUCGAAUACGGAAACAUCAAGUACAGCAAACAUUUUGCUUUCCUGGCCGACUACUGGACCACAUUCGUGGAGAUCCGCUGGCGUUUUGUGCUUUUAGUCUUCAUUGCAACUUUCACCCUGAGCUGGUUCAUCUUCGGCCUGCUCUGGUACUGGAUUGCUCGUAGUAAUGGAGACCUGACGUGGCAGGAGCCCCCCGAGGACCAUGCGCCUUGUGUUGAUAAUGUUGUCGGACUCACCACAGCUUUCCUGUACUCCCUUGAAACCCAAACAACCAUUGGGUACGGUGGCCGAGCCCUGACUCCGGUUUGCCCCGGUGCUGUGGCCCUUAUCAUCAUCCAGUCUCUCCUUGGCGCAGUCAUCAACUGCUUCAUGUGUGGAAUCAUUUUAUCUAAAAUCUCUUCACCUAAAAAGAGAGCGAAGACCAUCUCAUUCAGUGACAUGGCUGUAAUCAGCCCAAAGAACGGCGCGCUCUGCUUGUCAAUACGAGUGGCCAAUCUUCGAAAGACCCUCAUGAUAGGAAGUCAGAUCUAUGGCAAACUGCUGCGAACCACCCAUACAGCAGAUGGCGAGACAAUAAUCAUGGACCAGGUGAACAUUGAAUUCAUGGUAGACGCCGGAAAGGACAACCUGUUCUUUGUGUGUCCGCUCACACUUCGUCACGUCAUCUGCAAGGGAAGCCCCUUCUUUGAGAUGGCAGUGGACACACUCCACAAGCAAGAGUUUGAGCUGGUCGUCUUCUUGGACGGUACCGCAGAGUCCACCAGCUCCUCCUGUCAAGUCCGGACUUCCUUCAUUCCCCAGGAGAUCAUGUGGGGCUACAAUUUCCUGCCCAUCAUCUCCCGAAGCAAAGAAGGUAAAUACCGGGUGGAUUUCUCCAACUUUUCCAAGGUGGUACCUGUGGCCACUGCGCAUUGCGCCUACUGUUUCCACAACAUCAAAGGGCACCACCACCACUCCAAAGAUGGACUUGACAACCAAGGUUUUGAGGUGAUUGAUAUCCAUGAUCCUGCAAGUAUCACCAAGAUGUAAAAGCACAGAGGCAGUGAACAAGACACUCUGGUAGAUGCCUCCUACCGCCCACUGUUGAACCCCUUAAGCAUCCCAAAGUUUAUUUGGGAAAACCGCAUGUACAGAAAAUGUUAAGUGAAGGAAACCUCAUUAUCUUUCGGAAAUGUAUUGAACAAUUGUAAUUGCCACAUCUAUCACUGGCUAUCGACCAAAGAACAUGUUUUCCAAAGGGUUGCCAUGUCAUGGAAAUUACUUGGUUGAAAAAGAUGAUUAUAAGUCCUCGCACAAGGAUGAUAAUUUUACCUCAGGUCCUGCACAUCGGAUUUACUGAGGAUCACGAAGACUGUAUUAUUCUGUAUGAAUCUGUAUGGAUCUUACUUGAAGAACUUGUUUUGGGUGCCUUGUGGAUGACAAAACAAUAUUAGUGGUUGUUUAAUAAUUCAUAUCUGCCAUUCACAAAAAGACAUUUGGGCUCUUUGUUAGAAACAUUAAUCUAUUCCAGCACUGGCACAGGUUUAGUGUGGAACCUUCGAGUGAUGGUGGAACCAAGUUCUCCUGAAACACUUAAAAAUAUGACUGCAUGCAGUCUGACCUAUUGAAUGAAAUCAAAUUUGUUUAUGUUUUUUUUGUAUUUUAUCUCAGGGGGGAAAGUGAAAUAAAAUUAUUUUUACACUCAAUAACGUUUGCCUCGCA
Molecule: messenger RNA, 1950 nt
Organism: Syngnathus acus (greater pipefish)
Lineage: Eukaryota; Metazoa; Chordata; Actinopteri; Syngnathiformes; Syngnathidae
Gene: kcnj1a.1
Product: potassium inwardly rectifying channel subfamily J member 1a, tandem duplicate 1
Exons: 2
Coding region: 157-1278 (373 amino acids)
Biological process (GO): potassium ion import across plasma membrane; regulation of monoatomic ion transmembrane transport
Cellular component (GO): plasma membrane
Molecular function (GO): ATP-activated inward rectifier potassium channel activity
Source: RefSeq, a predicted model, not a curated record